GGCUGGUGAAGAAUUGAGGAUCGCCUGCAGCCCCUCAUCAGAGAGGUGUCUUCUCGUCGCAGAGAGCGGCAGCAUUGCACUGAUCACGCACUCCACCAUGGCAGCCGCAGCUGUCGCCUCGUCGAGCGGCUCGGCCGAGCAGCUGCUCCGGGUCUGCGCCGACGUCUCCUCGCACCUAAUCACGGCGUACGAAAAGGGCGAGACGGUCAACCUCAACACCCUGCGCGCAGCGUCGGCCAAGAAGUUUGGGUCGAAGAGCGUGCCCAAGCUCACGGACAUUAUCGCGGCUGUGCCGGAGAACUAUCGCAAGCAGCUCUUGCCUCUGCUCAAGGCCAAGCCGAUCCGCAGCGCCAGCGGUAUCGCAGUCGUCGCGGUCAUGUGCAAGCCGCAUCGGUGUCCGCACAUUGCACUGACGGGGAACGUAUGCGUAUACUGCCCGGGCGGCCCAGACUCGGACUUUGAGUACAGCACGCAGUCCUACACAGGGUACGAGCCAACAUCUAUGCGUGCCAUCCGCGCACGGUACGAUCCAUUUGAGCAGAGCACGGGCAGAGUAAGGCAGCUGCGAGAGCUGGGCCAUGAGGUUGACAAGGUCGAGUACAUCGUCAUGGGCGGCACAUUCAUGUCCCUGAGCGAGGAUUACAGAAACAAGUUCAUUGCGCAGCUGCAUAAUGCGCUCAGUGGAUUCACUGGCAUAGACGUCGAUGAGGCAGUCAAGUACUCUGAACGAGCGAUGACAAAAUGCAUCGGCAUCACGAUCGAGACGCGCCCUGACUACUGUCUGCGGCCGCAUCUCUCGCAGAUGCUCCGAUAUGGUUGCACCAGGCUGGAGAUUGGCGUGCAGAGCGUGUAUGAAGAUGUCGCACGCGACACGAAUCGGGGGCACACCGUCAAGGCCGUUUGCGAGACAUUUCACCUCGCCAAAGAUGCAGGGUACAAGAUCGUGGCGCACAUGAUGCCAGACUUGCCAAAUGUGGGGGUUGAAAGGGAUAUGGAGCAGUUCAAGGAGUAUUUUGAGAACCCGGCAUUCCGAACCGAUGGGCUCAAGCUGUACCCGACGUUGGUCAUCCGCGGUACAGGGCUCUACGAGCUCUGGCGAACCGGACGGUACAAGAAUUAUACGCCGUCCUUCCUGGUCGACCUGAUCGCACGCAUUCUCGCGCUGGUACCGCCCUGGACGCGCGUCUACCGCGUGCAGCGCGACAUCCCCAUGCCGCUCGUAUCCUCGGGCGUCGAGAAUGGGAACCUGCGUGAGCUGGCGCUGGAGCGCAUGCGCGAUUUUGGGUUCACCUGCCGCGAUGUGCGCUUCCGCGAAGUCGGCAUCCACGAGAUUCACCACAAGGUGCGGCCGCAGGAGGUGGAGUUCAUCCGCCGCGACUACGUCGCCAACGGCGGCUGGGAGACGUUCCUGGCGUACGAGGACCCGCAGAAGGACAUCCUCAUCGCGUUGCUCCGCCUGCGCAAGUGCAGCCACGACGGGACGUACCGUCCCGAGCUGACAGGCCAGCAGACGAGCAUCGUCCGCGAACUGCACACGUACGGCAGCGCCGUGCCGAUCCACUCGCGCGACCCCACCAAGUUUCAGCAUCAAGGCUUUGGGACCCUGCUGAUGGAGAUGGCGGAGAAGAUCGCGCGCGAAGAGCAUGGCAGCGCAAAAAUCGCCGUCAUUUCUGGUGUUGGGACGCGUGAUUACUACCGCCGGCUUGGCUACGAGCUCGAUGGUCCGUACAUGAGCAAGACGCUGUCGGAGGACGGCGAGAAUACCGAUUCGCUCGAGGAUGACGAGUGGUAAAGAGUAGAACAGGGUAUUCUCAAGCGCGCCCAUUAUCGUGAAGCUAUGCUACAUUGUUGUACUACAUCUGCGUCCGUCUUGCCAUGCAAUUUGUCUCAUCCGAGU
This is a messenger RNA of Tilletiaria anomala UBC 951, 1897 nucleotides long. Its product is annotated as histone acetyltransferase ELP3. Lineage: Eukaryota; Fungi; Basidiomycota; Exobasidiomycetes; Georgefischeriales; Tilletiariaceae. Gene Ontology annotation, cellular component: cytoplasm; elongator holoenzyme complex; nucleus. Gene Ontology annotation, biological process: tRNA wobble base 5-methoxycarbonylmethyl-2-thiouridinylation. Bases 98 to 1792 code for a protein of 564 amino acids. Gene Ontology annotation, molecular function: acyltransferase activity, transferring groups other than amino-acyl groups; iron-sulfur cluster binding. The transcript has 5 exons. The record is from RefSeq and is a predicted model, not a curated record.